Blastomyces dermatitidis ER-3 is the source of this 471-nucleotide messenger RNA. RefSeq lists its product as uncharacterized. NCBI's taxonomy places the organism in Eukaryota, Fungi, Ascomycota, Eurotiomycetes, Onygenales, Ajellomycetaceae. The transcript has a single exon. The record is from RefSeq and is a predicted model, not a curated record. The annotation marks the transcript as partial.
CUUACCACCCCUACCACCUCUACCCCCUCUACCACCACUACUGCCUCUACCGCCCCGCAACCCCCCCUAUCACUUCCACUUCAUAUCUCUACCCCCAUCUUACCACUCACUCUCUUACCACCUCUACCACCCCUACCACCCUUUCGACUCCGACCCCCCCUUUACCACUCCUACCCUACCACCCCUUCCACCUCUAACCUCUCUAUCACCAUCACUGCCUCUACCGCCCCACAGCACCCUCUAUCACUUCCACUCUCUAUCUCUACCCUCAUCUUACCAUUCUACCCCUCCCUUACCAUCUCUAUCACUCCUCCCACUCCUACCACCUCUAUCACCACCACUGCCUCUAUCACCUUUCUCUAUCACCUUUUCCACUCUCUAGCCUCUCUAUCAUCACCACUAUCUCUACUCCUCUCUUACUAUCUCUACCACAUUUUGAUCUCUGUGUUUAUAGUAUAUAGUUACUGCUAA